Molecule: messenger RNA, 5087 nt
Organism: Gadus morhua (Atlantic cod)
Lineage: Eukaryota; Metazoa; Chordata; Actinopteri; Gadiformes; Gadidae
Product: copper-transporting ATPase 2
Exons: 22
Coding region: 33-3992 (1319 amino acids)
Biological process (GO): copper ion homeostasis; copper ion import
Cellular component (GO): trans-Golgi network; plasma membrane
Molecular function (GO): ATP hydrolysis activity; ATP binding; copper ion binding
Source: RefSeq, a predicted model, not a curated record
GAUCACUGCUCCCUUAUCAGGGUAGCCUAUCAAUGCUCCCUGAUCAGAGGCGCCACCAGCCGCGGACUUUCGCCCCUCGCGUUGGACUUGUCAAAAUAAAGCGGAGCAAUACGAUUCAGCCGGCCAAUAUGUUCAAAUCCAAGUCGCCGAACAAUCUUUCCAAGUAUGUCUCCGAGCCGUGCCGCGCCGCUGUGGAGCAGAUGUGCAUGGUGGAGUGUGUGUGCAGCGCGGGCUUCAACUGUGAGGUCCACCCAGCACCUGGGGCGAUCCAACCGGUACCGGGGGCGCAGCCCGGUGCGCGUGGCCACGGAUCCCCCGGGGAGGCGUACUUCAAGGAGCGCGGCCAUGACAACCCGGCCUACGAGAGCGGGAGCCUGGGCGAGCUGUACCUCCAGGCCCCAAGCGUACCCGUCUACGCAACUGCCCUCGAUCGGUACGAUGCCACCAGUCGCGUCACCGCCCUUCCCGAGGUCCUCAGAGGGGAAGUGACCCGGACCGUGUGGAUCGGCGUGGAGGGGAUGACCUGUGGCACCUGCGUCCGUUCCUUGGAGGAGCGUGUGGGGGCGGUGGCGGGGGUGUCCGGUGUGCGGGCGUCCCUGGAGGACGGCGCAGCAGUGAUCGCGUACCGGCCAUGGGAGGUGGCGGCGGAUGCCCUCAGAGACGUCAUCGGGGAGAUGGGCUUCACCGCCACAUUUGGAGCCGGGGAGCGCCCUGCGGUCCUGCCGGCGCUUGGGGCCCAAGCGUUGGGGGCCCCGGUGUUGGGGGCCCCGGCGACGGUCUGCAUAUGGGUGGCGGGGAUGACCUGCGAGUCCUGCGUGCGGGCCAUCGAGGGGAGGGUGGCGCAGGCCCCUGGCGUGCGUUCUGUCGCCGUGUUGCUGGAGGAGGGGAAGGCAACGGUGACAUUCGACCCCAGCGUGACCCAGCCGCCACGGCUCGGGGCCGCCAUCGAAGAUAUGGGCUUCCGGGCCUUCCUAGAAGAACCCUUGACCCAAAAACCGCUGGCAAAGUCGUCCGACCCGAGCAAGGGUUCACCGACGCGGGGCUCGAUGGCAAGGGGUAGCAGCACGGGGUCCCAGAGACCACCCAACAGCCGCCUGGGUGACCUGACGGACGCCUUGAAGAUAGAGAAGUGCUUCAUUGGUGUAACGGGCAUGACCUGCACCUCCUGUGUCGCCAACAUCGAGAGGAACCUCCUCAAACAAAGAGGUAUCGUGUCGGUGUUGGUGGCUCUGAUGGCAGGAAAGGCGGAGGUCAAGUACCACACGGACCUGCUGGACGCCAUCGCUGUGAUGCAGCUCAUCGAGGAGCUGGGCUUUGGGGCUUCACUUCUUGAGGAUGACGCGGUCCCCCAAGGGAAGCUGGCCCUCACGGUGACAGGGAUGACGUGUGCGUCGUGCGUGCACAGCAUCGAGUCCAGACUCACCAGUACCAGAGGGGUCCUGGCGGCCUCUGUCGCCCUGGCAACCAACAAAGCUAACAUUCAGUUUGACCCUGAAGUGAUUGGUGCUCGCGACAUCAUCAGGACCAUUGAGCAAAUGGGGUUUGGGGCCAUGCUUCUAAAAGCAAGCCAUCAAAAUUACAUCGACCACUCAAAAGAGAUUCAUCAGUGGAAGAGCUCCUUCCUGCUGAGCCUGCUGUUCGGCAUGCCGGUGAUGGGCUUGAUGAUCUACAUGAUGGUGAUGGACAGUCAGCAUGGGGAACACGGAGGAGCCAUGCCUGAGGAGCAGAACGUGCUGCCCGGCCUCUCCAUCCUCAACCUGGCCUUCUUCCUCCUCUGUACCCCUGUACAGAUCUUCGGAGGCCGCUACUUCUACGUCCAGGCGUACCGCUCGCUGCGCCACUACACGGCCAACAUGGACGUCCUGAUUGUGCUCGCCACGUCCAUCGCCUACGUGUACUCGUGUGUGGUGCUGGUCGUCGCCAUGGCGGAGGGCGCGGCCAAGAGCCCAGUCACCUUCUUCGACACGCCGCCUAUGCUCUUCGUCUUUAUCGCCCUUGGGAGAUGGCUGGAGCAUGUGGCCAAGAGCAAGACGUCCGAGGCCCUGGCCAAGCUGAUGUCCCUCCAGGCGACGGAUGCCACCGUGGUCACACUGGGCCCAGACCACUGCAUCCUCCGCGCUCCAGUGACUGCGCCUUCUGAGGGCCAUGUUAUACACACUGCACCAGCGAGACGGAAUGCUUCAACAGUCUGGACCUCCACCACCUUAAAACUCCAAAACCAGUCUUUUACAGUGCUGCUCAGCGAGGAGCAGGUUUUGGUAGAGCUGGUGCACCGGGGGGACGUGGUGAAGGUGUCUCCGGGGGGGCGGUUCCCCGUGGACGGGAGGGUGAUGGAGGGCAGUUCCAUGGCAGACGAGUCCCUGAUCACUGGGGAGCCCAUGCCCGUCAGUAAGCGGGUGGGUAGCAGGGUGAUCGCCGGCUCCAUCAACGCCCAGGGGGCCUUGCUGGUGGAGGCCACCCAUGUGGGCUCGGACACCACCCUCUCCCAGAUUGUGAAGCUGGUGGAGGAGGCCCAAACCUCCAAGGCCCCUAUCCAGCAGUUUGCAGACCGGCUAAGUGGCUACUUUGUUCCAUUUAUCGUCAUUGUGUCCGUCCUAACGCUGCUGGCAUGGCUAGCAAUUGGCUUCGUCAACUUUGACAUUGUCAAAGACAACUUUCCAGGCUAUGACCCGGACAUCCCCCGCACGGACGUGAUCGUGCGCUUCGCCUUCCAAGCGUCCAUCACGGUGCUGUCCAUUGCCUGCCCCUGCGCCCUGGGGCUGGCGACCCCGACGGCCGUCAUGGUGGGCACGGGGGUGGGGGCGCAGAACGGCAUCCUCAUCAAGGGGGGGGAGCCCCUGGAGAUGGCCCACAAGAUCAACGUGGUGAUGUUCGACAAGACGGGCACCAUCACCUGCGGCGUGCCGCGGGUGACGCGGGUCCUGGUGCUGUGGGAGGCGGCCCAAAUGCCCCUGAGGAUGGUGCUGGCUGUGGUUGGCACUGCCGAGGCCAGCAGCGAGCACCCCCUGGGUGUGGCUGUGGCCAAGCACUGCAAAGAGGAGCUGGGCCUGGCUGUGCUGGGCUACUGCCAGGACUUCCAGGCGGUACCGGGUUGUGGGAUCAGCUGCCGCGUGUCCAACGUGGAGCAGCUAGUGGCAGCGGCCCCCGAGGUGGUGGUCCACCUGCAGGGGGCGACCACGGUCGAGGGCCCCAUGGCCGCGGGCGGCCAGCCCCGCACCACAGGCAGCGGCGGGUCGCACUCGGUGCUGAUUGGCAACAGAGAGUGGAUGAGGAGGAACGGCCACCACAUCGGAGCGGACAUCAACGCCGCCAUGUCCAGCCACGAGAACAAAGGACAGACUGCCAUCCUGGUGGCCAUAGACGGUAUCAUGUGCGCCAUGCUGGCCAUUGCCGACACAGUCAAGGCGGAGUCAGCGUUGGCCAUGCAUACGCUCCAGAGCAUGGGCAUCGAGGUUGUCAUGAUCACCGGGGACAACCGGCGCACCGCCAAGGCCAUCGCCGCACAGGUGGGCAUCAGGAAGGUGUUUGCGGAGGUGCUGCCAUCCCACAAGGUGGCCAAGGUGCAGGAGCUGCAGGAGAAGGGGCUCUGCGUGGCCAUGGUGGGGGACGGGGUCAACGACUCGCCCGCCCUGGCGCGCGCCGACGUGGGCAUGGCCAUCGGCACGGGAACCGACGUGGCCAUCGAGGCCGCCGACGUUGUCCUGAUCCGGAACGACCUGAUGGAUGUGGUAGCGAGCAUUGAGCUCUCCAAGAAGACCGUGAGGAGGAUCAGAAUCAACUUCCUCUUCGCCCUCAUGUAUAACCUGCUGGGGAUUCCCAUCGCUGCAGGUGUGUUCAUGCCGGCAGGCCUGGUGCUGCAACCCUGGAUGGGCUCGGCCGCGAUGGCCGCCUCCUCCGUGUCCGUGGUUCUGUCCUCUCUGCUGCUGAGAACGCCAGCUACAAGAAGACGUCCACAGAGCUGUACCAGUCCCGGGCCAGGGGUCACAUGCUGAGCCUGCAGUCCUCCCAGAUCAGUGCCAACCCGGGCCAGGAGGACCGCCGGCGCCCGGGCCCCGCCUCGCUGGACCCCGACGGGCCGGCCGGCCGCCUCGAGGUCCCUGGAGCACCGAGGGACUCGGUCUUCCCUCUUGGAACGCCGAGUCGUUUAGGAAGAGGGGAAUGUGUCUGAGAGGGAUUGGUCGAUUUGGUAGUUGUUGUUGUUGAUUAAAGGUCCAGUGUGUCGAAUUUAUAAACAGCGGUGGGGAUUACAACCCACUGAAAACUUAGACCCCUCACCCCUCAAACUAUUGACCGCGGGGGCCUGUCUUGGCCUGUGUUGUGUAAGGUGCAACAUUAAUUUUAAGAAAGCGACAUUAACGGCUCUAGACUGCAAAUGAAUCUUUUUUUUUAUUGUAUCAAUCAUUAUCACUAUGAUUACUGUACAUGUUCAAGGACAUGGUGGAGGUUACAGCCUAUUCACGAUACUCAACACCCAGUCCUCUGAUUGCAUCCAUAGUGGUGAACUUCAUUCAUAGACCUCUAAUUAUCAUACGUGUUAUAUGUUUUGAUCAACCAUCUCGAUAGCAGUCGGCGCUCCAAGCCAAUGUUGACUCGCACUGCGGGAGGUGAAUAUACCAACUUUCCCGAAGUAGUGGUAGCCUAGUUUUAGUUUUCGAACAGGGAAAUCAUCCUCAAAAACGACACCUCCGAAAUACGGAUGCAUUUAAGAAUGCAUGCAAGUCUGUUCCGCAAGAUUCCACUAAAUUCUACACACUAAACCAAACCAAAUGUGGCUAAAUUCCAUUGACAAAUCUGAAAACUUAUGAUGGAAACUUUUUAUUCUCUCUUCUGGCCCACAUUACUUUUUAUUCUUUCUUCUAGAACACAUUACUUUUUAUACUCUCUUCUGGUACACAUUACUUGUUAUUCUCUCUUCUGGAACACAUCACUUUCUCACUCUGCAUUUCAAUGCUCUUUGAACAGAACCUGGAGAUUAUUUGUUGAACCCUCGUUGACAAGCUUUUCUCUGAGUUGAGAUGUGCCGCCAGACCAACUGGUUUGGGACAACUAGUCUUGCAUAAAAUAAAAGAUGAAUGAAUUAUUAUUGA